This is a messenger RNA of Darwinula stevensoni, 693 nucleotides long. Lineage: Eukaryota; Metazoa; Arthropoda; Ostracoda; Podocopida; Darwinulidae. The record is from the annotation of a GenBank genome assembly.
AUGAAGAAAUCUUCUCAUGGGACUGUAUACUUCAGUGAAGACAUGAGUGAUGCUGAAAACUUGGUUGAGAAGACACUGCAACAAUAUACAGAACUACUUGGAGCACUAUCAAAUGAGCAGAAGCAAAAGGUACAACGAAGCAUUGAUUCCCACUUUGUCUUCCUGAGCAAAAACGAGGACUCCCUGAAAAAGUUUCAGUUCUGCAAGCAUUUCAUCAAGAACUUUAAUAUUCCCAUUGACAACAUCCAAUUCACUCUGCACUUUGCCAAGCUGUUCAUCAUUGAGGGUGAUGGGCAGUGGAGCCACCUCUGCCUCACUUCGCACUAUUAUCUGCAAUUCCACAGCGACCAAGGACUUUCAAUUAUAAAACGGAGUGCUAGAAAGGGUAGCUCGGUAUAUCCAGAGAUGCCGAAUUGUCGCGACAUUCUGAGCAACCCUGGACGGUGGCGCAAUAGCUCAUGCACUAUCUUUCACGAGAUGGAUGAGAUCUAUGCGAGAUUGCGGCCUUCUGUGAUAGAUGAGAAGCUCUUGGAAGAUGCUAUCAGAGACGUUCCAGAUCCCACGAGUGCCUCGUCCAAGAUCCUUCUCGAAGACGGCGUUCAAUGGGAUCAACUUCGGGAGCUUCACCUCGAAUUCAGCUGUGAGCCCAUCAUCACAAAUAAUUUCAUUUCUGGUUUUGAGAUGCGAUUAUAA